GCCCGCCCCCAACGCCCGCCCCCCUGCUUCCUGAUUGGUAGAACUAGGCCACACGCAUGCGCUCUUAGGUUCUGAAGGCAUUUCCGGUUUGGGGCGUGGCGAGGAGGCCGGCGCGUCGGCGUCCUGUACGACUCGCCUCCCGCCACACUUCCUGUUUGGAGACCCACUUCCGGCUCUGAGGCUCUAGGUAGAAUCCGUGCAGCCGUUUUCCUUUCUGAGUGUUUUCGGAGCCGCUGGGGGUCCCGUUCUCGGUUUUUGCCACGAUUUGAGCGGUCGGUGGAUACCCGGAUGUAAUUUUGUGAACUUAACCAAUGCUCGUUAAUUUUUCAGCUUUUGGUGAAUGACCGCAUUACUUGAACUCUGCUGAUGUACUAAAGUUUUUUUAAGAAUUUUUAAAGAUUUAUUUUAUUUAUUUGAAAGAGUUGCGUAGAGCAGUAGAGAGAGAGAGAGAGAGGUCUUCCAUCCGCUGGUUCACUCCCUAAUUUUUAGGCCACAAUGGCCGGAGCUGGGCUGAUCCGAAGCCAGGAGUCAGGAGCUUCUCCUGGGUCUCCCACGUGGGUGCAGGGGCCCAAGCACUUGGGCCAUCUUCCACUGCUCUACCAGGCCAUAGCAGAGAGCUGGGUGGGAAGUGGAGCAGCCAGGACUCGAACCGACACUCGCAGAUCCAGCACCGCAGGCUGCAGCUCAGGCCGGCGCCCACCCGAUUUUUAAAAUUGAAUUUAAUUCAUUUUAUAGAGGGGCCACAAGGGGUAGAGGACACUUUUAAAAAAAUGUGGUUGAGGUGCCCAGUAGGACGCCCACGUCCCGUGUCAGCCUCACGCACCCCCUGCCAGCUCCCUGCUGAUGGAGACGCUGGGAGGAGGCCACCGGGCCCCCGCCACUCAACACGAACAACUUGAUUAAGUUCCCAGCUGCCAGCUGUUUGGGCCGCGUCCCAGCAGGUGCUGUGGGCAUUUGGGGAGUGAACCAGCGGCCAGCGUAUGGAGGAUUUCUCUCCCUCUCUCCCUCUCUCCUUCUCUCCCUCUCAUCAAUAAACCAGUUUUCCAAAGUUCCAUAUAAAUGAAACAGUGUUCCAGGCGGAUGCUGGAGGCUUUUCCGUCCUCUCGCUGGGCCUAACAGUUCAUUCCCCUGCGCUUCUGCGCCUUCUCCCAUCGUGCAACCCGAUCCGCUCUGUCCACUCACCUGCGGCCGACACCUGGGCCAAGUCCAGGUCGGACCAUCACUACGGGAGUCUUUUGUUCGGAUGUUGGCUCCGUUCCUCUUGGCCGCGCCCCUGUCGCCUCCGUAGGCUGAAGCUUGAUGGUGACAAGCUUUGGAUGUCCCCAAAAUACAAGCUUCAUUCUCAGCGUCCCGGCUUGGAGGCCGCAGGGAGGCAGACGGGGACCAUCCGAUGCGCCCAGGCUGAAGCCGGGAGCCGGGAGCUCCAUCCUAGUCCCGCGUGGAUGGCAGGGGCCCGAGGACUUCCUCAGUGACUCGUCCCCAACCAGCGAGUGGCCACGGGCUUUGCCAGUGGCCGUCACCCCUGCGUGGCGGCCCCGUCGCUGGGCCCAGACUGUGGACAUUCGUGCAUCGGAUUUCUGGGGGCUGUCGCUCCCUGUUUUCCAGGGAGCGUGUUUUGGAGGCGGUGAGGGUGGGGGAGAGGAGAGGGCAGAGGGGUGAAGACUUCAGAAACCGGUCGAGUCGGCAAACCUGCAGGGAGACGGGACCCAAAAACGGGGACCGCGGCGGCCUUUCCCAGUCCUACCAGCAGGGGGCAGCAGGCAGACGUCCAAUGCUGGAUCUGCCCUGAGAGAAUGGACUUCCCGCUGUCCGGCCGGACCUUGGGCCGCACGGAAUCAGAGACGGACAGGACAGACUCAGAUGGACCAGCCUGCUCCCCCCCAGCCAGCCCAGCAGCCUGGCCUCAGAGGCUGCUUGAGACAGAUCUUGGAGAUUGGCACUUCCAAUGCUGUGUGCCCUGGAGCAAGUGGCUUGACCUCUCUGGACUUUCUUUUUCCCUCGCUUAUAUUGGAGCUUUGUUUAUUUGUUUGUUUGGGAUGCAGGGCUACAAGAAAGGGGAAAGGGGAGGGAGAGAUCUUCCAUCCGCUGGUUCACUCCCCAAAUGCCUGCAACGGCUGGAGCUGAGCUGAUCCGAAGCCAGGAGCUUCUUCUGGGUCUCCCACGCGGGUGCAGGAGGCCCAAGGACUUGGGCCAUCUUCUGCUGCUCUCCCAGGCCACAGCAGAGAGCUGAAUUGGAAGUGGAGCAGCCUGAACUAGAACCCGCGUCCCUAUAGGGUGCUGCCUGUGUCAGCUUUACCCACUGCACCACCACUGUGGCCCCAGGCUGAGAGCUGUCCACCCCGAGUCUCUGCCAGGAGGAUUCUGGGUAUUCACAGGCUGCUCCCCUGGGGGGUGCACGGUGCCCACUGGACCCUGAAGGCUCUGACAAGUCCUGGUCUGAUUGACAGCCGCAGGCGGGACUCAGGAUUCAGUCCGGUCACAGCUGGCUGAUCUGAACCCCCAACCUGUGCUUUAGAUGUCCAGAGUGACCCCAGGAGGUGGACACUUACUUAACCCCCAGCUCCCCAAGGCUCAGAGAGGGCAGGCGACCUGGCCGAGGUCACACAGCAGACGGCUGGGAUUUGCCUCCCUGAACCCCCGAUGGUGGUGGCGUGGACACGUCCAGGCUGCUGUCCAGCGAGCUUGGCUGUAACCCGAGUCUCUCCCAGGCUGGGGGGUGACAGGGCGGAUCGGGCGGGGGUGGGGUGGGGUGGGCAGGUGACAGCCAGGGCAGGAGUAUUUUCCCAGACGCUGGUGCACAACAGCCUGGCACUGCAGACGGAGGCCCGGAGGGAGACCGAGGGCUGGUCAGCGGGGCACGCAGGGACCUGAGAGUCCAGGCCGUGGCCUUGGCCAUGGGCAACAAGCAGAGCGUUUUCACCCCUCAGCAGCUGGAGGAAUUCCAGGACUGCACCUUCUUCACCAGGAAGGAGAUCUUGAGGCUCUUCUAUCGGUACCAGGACCUGGCGCCCCAGCUGGUCCCGCUGGACUAUACCAGCUGCCCGCAGGUCAAGGUGCCCUACGAGCUGAUCUGCGGCAUGCCCGAGCUGAAGGAUAACCCCUUCCGCCAGCGGAUCGCCCAGGUCUUCUCUGAGGACGGCGACGGGCACAUGACCUUGCACAACUUCCUGGACAUGUUUUCCGUGAUGAGCGAAAUGGCUCCCCGUGACCUCAAGGCCUACUAUGCCUUUAAAAUCUAUGAUUUUAACAACGACGACUACAUCUGCGCCUGGGACCUGGAACAGACGGUGAGCAGGCUGACGCGGGGGGAGCUGAGCGCCGAGGAAGUGAGCCUCGUGUGUGAGCGGGUUCUGGACGAGGCCGACGGGGACCACGACGGGCGGCUGUCCCUGGAAGACUUCCAGAACAUGAUCCUGCGGGCGCCUGACUUCCUCAGGUGCCCUGCGGCGUUCACGGCCUGAUCCAGUCCGCAGACCGUGCAACUGUCGCUGGACAGCCUUGCGGGAGAAUCAGAACCCAGUACCGCCAGGCUGACAGGGAGGGUAACAUGGAUUAGCCCAGGGGCUACCUGCUGUGCGCUAAGAUGGUUUUACCUGCUAGGCCACAGCGCCGGCCUGUGACAGUCCAAGCCCGUGAGAUCACCUUCCCCUGGGAUAAGCCACAGGUUCCCUGGUAGACGGUCCUGAGCGCCGACACAUAGAGGGUCCCCUGCCUGGGGCCGCACCUGCUCCGGUGCCCUGCAGGUUCACCCAUUUUGCAGAGGUGCAAACUGAGGCCUAGAGAGAGCAGCGCAGAGCCCCUCCCCGCCACCCCCUUAGCAAUUUCCAGGCAGAGCCGCGUCCCCGCGUCUGAGUGCCGGGGGUACCCAGGGGGGCAGCAGGUGACGGCCACGUCGGGGUCCCGGCUUCAGCCUGGCCCAGCCCUGGCCUCUGUGCGGCUUUGAGCGGUUGGCCCAUUCAUUGUAUCUUCAAUUAGAUGCAGUAACCAACACCUUGAUACAAUGUUGCUCUUGAAGCCGCAGCAGGUGCCCUGGAUGGGGGAGGGGGGAGGGAGUGCUGCCCCCUGCUGGCGCCGCGAUGGCCUUC
Messenger RNA from Oryctolagus cuniculus (rabbit), 4085 nucleotides. The record is from RefSeq and is a predicted model, not a curated record. Lineage: Eukaryota; Metazoa; Chordata; Mammalia; Lagomorpha; Leporidae.